UGUGCGCGGAGAAGUAAAAUGGCGGACUUGGCGAACGAAGAGAAGCCUGCUAUAGCUCCUCCGGUGUUUGUGUUUCAAAAGGACAAAGCACAGAAGAGAUCUGCGGAUGGGUCGAGUGCGGAGGAUGGAGACGAUUCGGAUCGGGAUGACGGCGAGUACUGUCCCCCUGUGAAGCGAGAGAGGACCUCAUCUCUGACCCAGUUCCCCCCGUCACAUUCAGUUCCCAAGAAUAAUAUCUUUAUGCCCCCGAGUUUAUGCCAGUCUCCAACUGGUAAUUCCGAUUCAGAGCCAGAAGAGAAGCCUGUUGGGUUUAGGUUGAAGCCUCCAACUCUCAUUCAUGGUCAGGCCCCCAGCGCAGGUUGUUUUUCAGGUGUCCCCAGUCAGAAGCCCAGAGAACAGCAGCGCAGUGUUCUCAGACCGGCCGUUCUGCAGGCGCCUCCAGCCAAAACCCUCACGGAACCAGCCAAGACCAACUCCAGCUGUGGAACAAACGGUGUGGGGAAGUUUGGAGAUUCAUCAGAGAGCCGAUCCGUUUUCCAGAACAACACAGAGAGCUCGGACAAAUCACCGAAGCGAGAGAAAGAUGGGGAAGAAAAUGGAGGUGGAAGUAAAGAAGAUGGUAGCGAGAAGAAUGAAAGUGGACUGGACUCGUCGUUUGUGUUUGGACAGAAUAUCAAAGAAAGGGCAAAGUUAAAUGAGAACAGCACGUCCAGCGGCUCCACGCGAGAUUCUCAGUCCAGAGCAACAAAUUAUUUCUUGCAGUAUAUGGGUACCUCAAGUUCCAAUAAUUCCACCAACAGCUCAGAUAAAGGCGCCAAAUUCGUCUUUGGCCAGAACAUGUCAGAGAGAGUGCUGAGUCCACCUAGAGGAGGCGAGUCGUCAGCCGAGGGCAGUAAAGACAGUUCGGCUCCAGCGUCUGAGCCGUCGUCACAAGAGACCACACCUGAGAAAAAUCACAGUGUAACAGAGUCUCUGGAAGAGUCUGCUGCCGCGUACACCAAAGCCACUGCCAAGAAGUGCAUUCUGGAGAAGGUGGAGGUCCGUACAGGCGAGGAGGCGGAGAGCAACGUCUUACAGAUGCAGUGUAAGUUGUUUGUGUUUGAUAAGCCAGCUCAGUCAUGGGUUGAACGAGGCCGCGGGCUGCUCAGAAUGAACGACAUGGCAUCCACCGAUGACGGCUCGUUACAGUCUAGAUUAGUGAUGCGUACACAGGGUAGUCUGCGGUUGAUUCUCAACACAAAGCUUUGGCCUCAGAUGCAGGUGGAUAAAUCCAGUGAGAAGAGCGUUCGAAUCACAGCUAUGGACACCGAAGAUCAGGGCGUCAAGGUCUUCCUCAUAACGGCGAGUUCUAAAGACGCUGGUCAGCUGGCCGCGGCGCUGCAUCACAGGAUCCUGGCCCUGCGGAGUCGCGUGGAACAGGAAGUUGAGAGCACGCCUGCCCUGCCCGAACCAGACAUCCCACAGUCAAACGAAGACGACAGUGACGAUGACAAGCCCACUAACAACAACAACAACAGCAGUGCCAACAACACAACUGGCACUGGGAAUUCCACCAACAGCGGCAACUGUGAGGAGAGCGAGACUCCUGCGGACGAGAGCACAUAGCACCCUGAACCCCUCCUGGACCGACAACUGCCCUACAGGGUUUUAGUGCAGGCGUCUCUGUGGACAGCCCAGAUCAGCACGGGGGCCCCCCUCUCGGACCAGCGCUGUGGACCCCCAGGGGCCGAAGUCUCUCUCUCUCUCACUCUCUCUCACUCUCUCACCCAAACCUCUUUAGUUCAUUUCCCCCUUUCAACACGUAUUGUAAAUCUGGGAUUAUUUUGUUUUUAUCAUUUUGUUUUUAGUAGUUUUUUUUUUUGUUUUCCUAUUGGACUGCAAAUAAACAAACCCAUUAUUAAGACGUCAAAAAAAAAGGAAGAAAAAAAAAAAAAUCUGAGACUUUUUCCACGUAUGGCUUUGGACUUGGUUGCUCAUCAUAUUGAUGAGUGUGAGGGUGUUUCUCUCUCCCGAUUAAGACCUGAUGCGUCAAGACUGCGGUUUGUACCGCGGGACCGUUUUUUUUUACUCAUUCUCUCUCUGUUUCUCUCUAUCUCUCUUUUCACUGGCUCUCGGCUUCAGACCAUUUCAUUAUGACAUCAUCACACCUAUUGGCCAAUCAGGUGGUCGGUAGCACCACGGUCAUCUGUUUGUACCUUUAUGUUCAGUGUAGUUGUAACAUUACCCCAUUUUUCAAUUGAUUACUUUCAUUUUCACCAACAUCUCCUGGACAAGCUAAAACACUUACUAGUCUGCAAUGAUGGUAGUUAGAUUUCUCAUUGGUGUUAACGAAUAAAGGACUAAACCAGCACGCGGACUUGUGCUGUAGUGAACCUGUUUCUAGAAUUCGCCCCUUGUUACAGAGAACAAUAUCUUCACCCCAAUGUCUAUUGAAACAUCCAAAUCAGUCGUGUAGCUUCAUUUAGGGAUGCAUAAUGUUUAUUUGUUUUUAGUUGGUUUGAUGAGUUUAUUAACAUGUGAAACGGCCCUACAUCUCUGCAUUUGUUUGUAUUUUCCAUAUUCUGAGGGUUUGUAUUGUGUUGGCAUUUUUUUUUUUUAUAUUGGUUUACUAUAUUAACUUUUUAUCAAUUUUUCAUGUCAUUGGAGACGACAAUGUCAGAAAUGAAGAGUUUCUUCGUGUGUUGAAAAGUUUUGAGUGCAUUUAAACACAGGAAAAAAACAAAAGAAAAAAAAACUUGUACCCUUGAAUGUUCUGUACAUUUCUAUGCGUAUAUUAUCACUUACUAGCACACCAUGUCUCCGAAACCUCCUUGACAAAAUAGUAAUAUCAAAGUAAAAAAAAAAAAAAAAAAAAAA
Messenger RNA from Xyrauchen texanus (razorback sucker), 2856 nucleotides. RefSeq names its product ran-binding protein 3-like. NCBI's taxonomy places the organism in Eukaryota, Metazoa, Chordata, Actinopteri, Cypriniformes, Catostomidae. Gene Ontology annotation, cellular component: cytoplasm; nuclear pore. The transcript is spliced from 17 exons. The record is from RefSeq and is a predicted model, not a curated record. Gene Ontology annotation, molecular function: GTPase activator activity. Gene Ontology annotation, biological process: protein export from nucleus. The coding region runs from base 19 to 1605 and encodes 528 amino acids.